AUGGAUUCCCCACACUCGAAUUCCUCAUCUGAAGAAUCGAUUUUUCACGAGCAGGUAUAUUUUUGACAUAAUAAUUACCCCUUUGGCUAAACAUGUUCUUUCAGACACGAAAAUUGUUCAAAUUGUGUGAUACCCAAAAUUUGGGUUUUGUGACAAAUGUAAGUGUUUUUGUUUGAAAUUGUUGUAUGUUUUUUGUUGUCCCUUAGGGAACUUGUGAUUUUUAACAUUUCAUUUUUCAUUCUCAAGUUAAUCAAGAAUAUUUUAAUGAAUGAAAACUACAAUUUCGCACUAUAAAUUUCUUUUAAAUAACUGUAAACAAAAAAUGUAUCAACGAGUUAUUAUUCACAUUUUCAUUGCUGUUCGGAAAUUUUUUAUGAUCGCCUAAAACACAAAAAUAGACUCUAAAAGAUCAUAAAUCCCAAAUUCCCUCUAUAACUCAAAAUAAAAAAUUUCAGUCUGAUUUAUCAAAUUUAUCCGACCUAAUUCCACCCGACGAUCUUCUUCGACUCAAAAAAUUCAUCGGUGAUCAAAAAAUCAACGAAUCUGCAUUUUGUCGGAUUCUGAAAGCAAUAGUUAGCCAAACUCAAAUUAUAAAAUACGAUGAAUCAAAAAGUUUGGAAGAUGAAAUGAAGGAAAUUGAAAAAAAGAAAAGUUUUAUUGAAGACCCGGUUACUGAAAUGUUGCAAAAAGAACUCGAAGAAAUCAAAAAAUAUGAGGAAAGUCAAUUGGAAACACAGGAAAUUGUUAUUAAAGUGAGUUAUUGGGUUGAAAAAUUAACAUGAUAUUGAUGUUCUAUACAAAAACAACUACAGUAAUCCAUAACUUUCUUUCAUAUCAGAAACCACUGUUCCGACCAAUUCAAGAGCCCUACAUUCCAAAAAUCUCCUCAUUAGCCGACGAAUUAACAGCAGCUGAAAAAGGUUUAGAAAGUGUUAAAGAAGUUGAUGAAUUUGAAGAAGAGUUAGCCCAACCUGAUCGCAUUUUCAAAGUUGUUUUUGUUGGCGAUUCGGCGGUCGGGAAGACUUGCUUUUUACACAGGUUGGUUAAUUUUUUUCGACGUAGUUUCAAACUAAAUAUAUUUUUCUAAAGAUUUUCUGAACCACUUGGUUAAUCAAGUAUCAAUUUUUCUUUAGAUUUUGUCACAACCGCUUCAAACCUUUGUUCAAUGCUACAAUUGGUGUGGAUUUCACUGUGAAAACGAUGAAAAUUCAUCCAGGAAGAACAAUUGCGAUGCAAUUGUGGGACACGGCUGGACAAGAAAGGUACGGUACUAUUUUCGCGCGCAGUGUCAUUUUCUGAAAACAUUGUCCAUUUUCCAGAUUCCGAUCAAUCACCAAACAAUAUUUCCGAAAAGCCGACGGAGUUGUACUGAUGUUUGAUGUGACUUCGGAACAAAGUUUCCUAAAUGUUCGAAAUUGGAUCGCGUCAGUUCAAGCGGGCGUCGAUGAAUCGAGUGUAAUGUGUUUGGUAGGAAAUAAAGUCGAUUUAUUUGGAAGCGAUUUGACAAGAAGUUCAGUUUACAAAGCUGGUGAUAAAUUGGCUCGAGAAUUCAAUAUUCCAUUUUUUGAGACAAGUGCUUACACGGGAUAUGGAAUUGAUUCGUGUAUGAGAAGAAUGGCUGAGUAAGUGAAAAGACUUUCCAAAAAAUCAUGUAGUUUUUGAUUAUUGUCAAAUUUUGUCAAGUUUUGAAAAUGAGCUAUGACGUGGGAAAGUUCUUCUAAAAGAAUUUUAGAAUGAAAAAACCCCAAAAGUUUGCCACGUUAUAAAUCUUCUUCUGAAACAAUCUAAAACUUUUCAGAUGUUUACAACGCCGCGAGGACAAUCAUUUGGAAAACGCUCUGAAAUUAGACAUGGAACCAAAUGUCAAAGGAAAAAGCUGGUGUUGUAUAUAA
Molecule: messenger RNA, 1892 nt
Organism: Caenorhabditis angaria
Lineage: Eukaryota; Metazoa; Nematoda; Chromadorea; Rhabditida; Rhabditidae
Source: the annotation of a GenBank genome assembly